Molecule: messenger RNA, 474 nt
Organism: Kwoniella mangroviensis CBS 8507
Lineage: Eukaryota; Fungi; Basidiomycota; Tremellomycetes; Tremellales; Cryptococcaceae
Exons: 1
Coding region: 1-474 (157 amino acids)
Source: RefSeq, a predicted model, not a curated record
AUGUUCGAUGCACUCACGAAAGUCAUUACUGAUGCCUUUUCAGGUUGGAGCGAAAAUACCACUAAUUCAACUGACACCCCGGUCGACGUCGAUGCCUAUACCGACGACAUGGCAACUAGGAGUACCAAAUAUAAAUAUACUUUACAUCCUCAAAUGAACUGGCACACAGGUGGUAGAUACUUUGAAUACUCGUGUAAGAUCAGGAGCAAUUCAUCAGUAAACGCAAGAGCAGGUGUUGGGGGUGAGGAAGAGGAGAUGAUCCGACAAGCGCUUCAAAGGCAAGUGGAUAAGACCGUAUUCACCCUCAAUAGCAAUGCGGAUUACACUAGCUAUCCGUCGAAUGCAGGAGCCGUGAUUAGCAGUACGCAACUAUUCGCUUAUUCGGCAAAAAAGUUUGAAGAGAAUACUGUUAAUAAGGGUUUGGUCGAUGUUGAAACUUUUCAAACUGAAUUAGGAGAUGAUUUGAAAGAUUAA